UGUGGAGGUUGUUCAUGCAUGGAUCGUUGCCCAAUUAUAGUCAGUCACAGAAUUUUACACCUGACACCAUAUACAGAUACCAUAAACAUGAUAUCUGUACUACUUAUGAUCACACUAUGUGGCUCAUGUUCCAUAGAUCAUAAACUCAGCAUUCUUUCCAUGACCUUGAGCGGAAAAUAAUCUUUUUAAUUUUUGUUAUAGAAGAAGGUGGGGCUCGUUACCAUGGUAAUUAUAAUAGACGUGGGUGGGCUCGUUACCAUAGUAACAAUCAGAAGGAACACAUGCACAAUGUUUUGCGGAUCAGUGAAUGAGGAUUCUUCAGUUUUCUCUUCUCCGACUGCCUUCAUUAGGGAAAUAAUACAAAAAGGCAUACACGGUGAGAAACGGCUCUCUGUAGGCCUAACCCUAUGCCACACCCUGUUAGAAAAUGGCGGCCAAAGCAAUGGAUCCUUACUGAGUGCUGUUACUAGCAAUGAGCAUGUAUCAGGAAUAAAAGCAAUUCUAGCAAAGAAGGAGGUUGAUAUUAAUGAAGCUUCUGGUGAUACUGGAGUUACUUCUCUAAUGAUAUCCUGUCUAUUAGGAAGAGAUGACGUUGUCAAGUUAUUACUAAAGCAUGGAGCAGAUACUGGACUGACUGAUAGAGAACAACUGAACUCAUUCCAUUAUUCAAUAUGGGGAAUGAAUAUCAAGUGUGUCAAGGCAUUAUUGAGUCCACCAUUGGUUAGUAGUAAGGAUCAAUAUGGAAGAUCAGCUCUUAUGAUUGCAGCACAUAAGGGUAAUAUUCCUAUAUUCCAGUUACUAAUUAAGAAAGGAGCUAACCUUUAUGAUAAAGAUAACAGGAGUAGAACAGUCAUGCAUUGGGCAGCAACCUCUGGAAAUUUGUCAUUCCUGGAGAUGUUAUACAAACGUUAUAUACCUGACAUCAGUGAGUGGUCUUGUACUGAUGAAGAUGGAGCUACUCCAUUACAUUAUUCACUGAUUGGAAGUAACACACAAAUACUUCAGUUCCUAAUAUCAAAGGGAUGUAAUCCUAUUCCUCCUGAUACAGCUAAGACCCUAUCAGUAAUACACUGGUCUUGUGCAUUAGGACUCACUGAUCCUCUACACUGUAUAUUAACCUCUAGUAAUAAUACUAAUAGUAAUAUUGAUGAGCUGGUAGUGUGUCCAUCAUUCGUUGGUGAACCACUUCAUGUAGCAGCUAGUGUUGGAUCAAUGGAGCUGUCCCAGUUACUAAUAGAAAGAGGAAAUGAUGUUGUUAAUAAUCGUGAUCCUUCCUCUGGCAUGACUCCAUUACAUUGUUCUAGUGCUCAUGGUCAUAUUAAUAAUCUGAGACUGUUACUAACUAAUAAUGCUGAGGCUAAUGGACUCAACCAUAGCAAUGGACAGUCUGGUUUACAUUAUGCUAGUUCUAGUGGUCAUGGUGAAGUAUUGAAGGAAUUACUAAAGAAUGGAGCAGAGAGAGACAAACCUUCCUCAUCAAGUGACUCUCCCAUACAUUUAGCUGCUAGCAAAGGACAUAAGAAUAUUUUAGAAAUAUUAAUAAGUGAUGGCACUUCAAUUCAGAGGUUGCACGUCUACUGGAAUUUUCGUGUACUUGUAUUUACUUGUAUUUUGAAAAAAGCAGGUCGUGUAUGUACUUGUAUUCAAUGGCAAACUUUCGUGUAUGUACAUUUACUUAUUGCUUCCCAAAUUCGUCUAUAUUUUGGUGAUUUUUCAUUUACUUUUCAUAUAUCCUGUACUUAAAUGUUGAGUAUUUGAAAGGAUAAUAUCUUUACUACCU
Amphimedon queenslandica is the source of this 1780-nucleotide messenger RNA. Its product is annotated as serine/threonine-protein phosphatase 6 regulatory ankyrin repeat subunit A-like. The transcript is spliced from 12 exons. The coding region runs from base 223 to 1743 and encodes 506 amino acids. Gene Ontology annotation, molecular function: protein binding. The record is from RefSeq and is a predicted model, not a curated record. Lineage: Eukaryota; Metazoa; Porifera; Demospongiae; Haplosclerida; Niphatidae.